AUGGCUUCCCCUAACACCAUUUUUGCACUAACCUUUCUUGUGUUUGCCUCUAUCACCUCAUCGCUGACGUGUGCGUAUAAUGUCACUCAUGACGACAGAGCUAUCGUCAUCAACGGUGAACGCCGGGUUCUUCUUUCCGGCGCUAUUCAUUAUCCCAGAAGCACUGCUCAGAUGUGGCCUGAGUUGAUGAAGAAGGCGAAGGAAGGCGGGUUGGAUGCAAUUGAGACGUACGUUUUCUGGAACGCCCAUGAGCCGGUCCGGCGACAAUAUGACUUUUCCGGCAACCGUGAUCUCAUUAAGUUUAUCAAAACUUGUCAAAAAAAUGGACUUUACGUUGUCCUCCGUAUAGGCCCAUAUGUUUGUGCUGAAUGGAACUAUGGAGGAUUCCCAGUAUGGUUGCACAACAUCCCUGGCCUUAAGGCGUUCCGCACCAACGAUCGAGUGUUUAUGGGGGAAAUGAAAAAGUUUACAACGUUGAUUGUUGAGAAGGUGAGGAAAGAGAAGCUGUUUGCUUCACAGGGAGGGCCUGUCAUCCUAGCACAGAUUGAGAAUGAGUAUGGUAAUAUAAAUGGACCUUAUGGAGAUGAUGGAAAAAAGUAUAUUAAUUGGUGUGCCAAAUUGGCCAAUUCGUUUCACAUUGGAGUUCCAUGGAUCAUGUGCCAACAACAAGAUGCCCCUGACCCAAUGCUUGAAACAUGCAAUGGAUGGUAUUGUGACCAAUAUAAACCCAAGAACCCUACCACCCCAAAGAUGUGGACUGAGAAUUGGACUGGAUGGUUCAAGAAAUGGGGUGGCAAAGACCCAUAUAGGACUGCAGAGGAUCUUGCAUAUUCCGUAGCAAGGUUUUUUCAACUGGGAGGAACUUUCCAGAACUAUUAUAUGUAUCAUGGUGGGACGAAUUUUGGGCGAACAGCUGGUGGUCCAUAUAUAACUACUACAUAUGAUUAUAAUGCUCCACUCGACGAAUAUGGCAAUUUAAACCAACCAAAAUAUGGUCACUUGAAGGAACUUCACAAUGUGUUGCACUCCCUAGAGAAGAAUAUUGUGUAUGGUAAUAUUACAACCACAAAGCUAGAUAACUCUAUUCAGGUUACAGUUUAUGCCUUCAAUGGCACAAAAACCUGUUUCUUUAGCAAUUCUAAUGAGACAGCAGAUGCCACCAUCAACUACCAAGGAACUGAUUACAAGGUUCCUGCUUGGUCUGUUAGCAUUCUCCCAGAUUGUAAGAGAGAAGUUUAUAACACUGCCAGGGUAAAUACCCAAACUACAGUGAUGGUGAAAGAGGGGGGUAAGGCCGCCGCCGCUCUCCGGUGGUCUUGGAGGCCUGAGGUGGCGGAUGAUACCAUUCUUCACGGCAAAGGUCAAUUCACCGCAAAUCAAAUUUUGGAUCAAAAGGUUGCCAAUGAUGUCAGUGACUACAUAUGGUACAUGACAAGUGUAAACCUAGAUAAAGAUGACCCUAUCUGGAGCAAAGACAUGAGGCUUGGGGUUAAUGGCACGGGUCAAGUGUUGCAUGUUUAUGCCAAUGGGAAAUAUGUUGAUUCUCAAUGGAAUAACAAUUCCUUGUUCGAGACAAACAUUAAAUUGAAUCAUGGGAAGAAUCUACUCACACUCCUUAGUGCCUCUAUUGGAUUUCAGAACUAUGGUCCAUAUUUCGAUUUGGGUGGAAACGGACUCUACGGCGUUGAGAUUGUGGGCAAGAACGGCGACGAGACCGUACGUAAAAACCUCGGAUCCCACAAAUGGUCGUACAAGGUUGGACUCCGCGGCGAAGAGAAUAAACUCUUUAGAAGCAGCAACAAAUCUCGCUCCGCUUCUCAAUGGCUUUCCGACCACCUUCCCACCGCUCGUAGGAUGACUUGGUACAAGACGAGCUUCAAGGCUCCGGCGGGGCGAGAUCCGGUGGUGGUGGAUCUGAUGGGUAUGGGAAAAGGGUUUGCAUGGGUUAACGGCAACAACUUGGGCCGUUACUGGCUGAUUCUGGCGAAAGGCGACGACUGUCCGACGGAGGCGUGCGACUAUCGAGGCGAAUACAACAACAACAAAUGCCUCUCCAACUGCGGCAACCCGACGCAGAGAUUCUACCACGUCCCGCGCUCGUUCUUGAACCGCCGCGGCGACAACGAGUUGGUCCUGUUCGAGGAAACCGGCGGCAACACGUCGCGGGUCCGCUUCCAGACGGUGAGGACCGGAGGCGUUUGCGCAAGUGCGUACGAGAACAAGGUGGCGGAGAUAUCGUGCCAAGGCGGCCGAAACAUUACGGCGAUCAAGUACGCCAACUUCGGCGACACAAGAGGAAGCUGCGGCGGCGGCUUCGAGAAGGGCGUGUGUGGCGGCGCAAAGGACGCCGUGAACAUCCUUAAAACUGCGUGUUUGGGGAAGGCUUCGUGUUCGGUUACGGCUUCUGAGAGCGUGUUUGGAACGACGAACUGCGCCGGCAGCCGUACCAAGAAGCUCGUGGUGGAGGCUGUUUGCUAAUUUAAGUUAUUUUGUGUUCAUAAUAAACCUAGCUAGCUAGAUUCUUUGUGUUAGCAGUAGGUACGUAGGUUGAUUAGUUAGCUAGGU
This is a messenger RNA of Ipomoea nil (Japanese morning glory), 2565 nucleotides long. RefSeq names its product beta-galactosidase 15-like. Gene Ontology annotation, cellular component: vacuole; cell wall. Gene Ontology annotation, biological process: carbohydrate metabolic process. Gene Ontology annotation, molecular function: beta-galactosidase activity; carbohydrate binding. The transcript is spliced from 13 exons. Bases 1 to 2478 code for a protein of 825 amino acids. Lineage: Eukaryota; Viridiplantae; Streptophyta; Magnoliopsida; Solanales; Convolvulaceae. The record is from RefSeq and is a predicted model, not a curated record.